Molecule: messenger RNA, 2656 nt
Organism: Camponotus floridanus (Florida carpenter ant)
Lineage: Eukaryota; Metazoa; Arthropoda; Insecta; Hymenoptera; Formicidae
Product: thiamine transporter 2
Exons: 7
Coding region: 245-1666 (473 amino acids)
Biological process (GO): vitamin transport; transmembrane transport
Cellular component (GO): plasma membrane
Molecular function (GO): vitamin transmembrane transporter activity
Source: RefSeq, a predicted model, not a curated record
GCUUCAUCAGUCGCUGGCGCGAGGAGGAAAGGACAGUAGAGCGCACGAGUGUGCGACGAACGUUGAUUAGGAGAGGUUAAACGUUGUGCGAUACCGGAAAAUAUGCAGAACAUUUGAUUACGAGAGAUUGUGUUUCGUCAUCGAUAACUAAAUACUAGGGAUGCAAGGCUGAGAGAGCUUCCUUAAAUUUGAUGUAAAGACUACGAUUCCCUCUCAUCAAGUAAAAAACAAUUAUUGACACAACAUGCAUUGGGUCAAAAUAUCAUGUAUUCUCUGUAUGUUUGGAUGCUUCAAGGACUUCCGACCUUCUGAACCUUUUGUGACUGAUUAUCUGACUGACUGGAAACAUUUCAACCCCGAGGAAGUGAACCGAGACAUUUUUCCUGUUUCUACCUACAGCUACUUAGCAACAUUAAUAAUUGUGUUCUUGGUCACGGAUUUUGUCAGAUACAAGCCUGUCAUCAUACUCUGCGGCCUCUCCGGCAUUAUCACAUUUUUCAUGAUAGUAUUUGGGGAAACGAUACUGACAUUUCAGAUCCUCGAGUUCUUUUACGGCCUAUAUUUAUCCACAGAGGUGGCAUAUUACACUUACAUAUAUGCUAAAGUUGAUAAAAGCCACUAUCAGGAAGUGACAAGCCACACUAAAGCAGCUAUAUUAUUUGGUCGCAGCAUGUCAGCCAUUGUAGCGCAGUUAACAACCUCUUUCAGUCUAUUGAACUAUCACCAGCUCAAUUAUCUUACUAUUUCAGCCAACAUCUUUGCGACGAUCUGGGCGUUCUUCCUACCUUCUGUGAAGCAGUCGAUGUAUUUCCAUCGUGCCAGCAUCUCCGACGACGAGCAGAGCAAAGAAUCGUUCGAUUAUCAAUCGAAUGAGCCACCCAAAUAUCGCUGUAUUGAUAUAUAUACAUCAAAAAUGCCAUUACUUCGCAAGAUCAAGAAUGCGUAUGCACUGCUGUGGAAACAUUUCUUGCAGGCUUAUACCGAUUAUCGCGUGGUCAAAUGGUCGAUCUGGUGGGCUCUGGCUACUUGCGGAUACCUGCAGAUCAUCAGUUAUAUACAACUGUUGUGGCAGGAUGCAGUGACGAAGGGUGAUAUGAUUUACAACGGCGCGGUGGAUUUUCUUUAUGCGCUCAUAGGUGCAGGGAUCGUAUUUUGUGUGGGAAAGAUGAAGUUAAACUGGAGCUUAAUAGGAGACGUCACAUUAUCCAUAUUUUCGUUCCUAGAAGGCACCAUAUUGGUGGUGGCCUCUUACAAUUACAAUAUCUGGUUCCUGUACGUUGGCUAUAUCAUAUUCGGCGUAAUUUAUCACACUAUGGUUACUGUUGCAAGCUUCGAAGUUGCCAAGUAUAUAUCCGAGGAUAGUUACGGCCUGAUAUUCGGAAUUAACAUGUUUUUCGCGCUAUUAGUGCAGAGUCUGCUCACGUUCGUGGUCGUCAACAAGCUGACGCUGAGUAUUCGGCAGCAGUUUUUCGUCUACGGUAAUUACUUUGUGGUCUUGGCUGUGAUAUACUUUUUGAUGGGUGUCCUCAAUCUCGUGCAACAUUAUCGAAGUGGCAAAGUUUUCCGUCUGUGGAUUAACGAUGAUGAUAACUCUCUGCCCACGACGCGAAACACGAGUAGCUCGAGUGACGUGAUAUCGUCCAAGACGAAGCACAAUGGUAGCUGAUGAUGCAAAUGCAUCUUAGCAAUCAUAUUGAUAACUUGAAUUACAUACGUUUUUUAUAGCUUAAAAGGAGAGAGAAAGAGAGAAAGAAAGAGAAUAGGAGAAUUCUAUAGUUCUUUAUUUGUUGAAUGAUUUUACACGUUAUGAUUUUUUUAUAAAAUAUUUUUAUUAUCUAUACAAUCAUGUGCGCGACGUUUUUCGCUACGCAUUAUUAUUUCUGAGAAUUUUAGAAAGAUGUAUUACUGUUGCACAUAUCGUAUACAUAGUGUACAUGUAUAUAUAUGCAGUAUUAAAUCGUUAUGUAGAUAUUUUUAAAACAUCGAAUUUAAUGUUUUAUUAUAGUCAGAUUGUUAUAGUCAAUUGUUUUCUUCUCGUUUAAUUUCAAUUUUAUCGGAGAAACAAUAAUAAGCUAAUGUAUCAAUUUAGUGUUAUUAUUUCCUGAUGAAAAACGGAUAAACCAUUGGUAUUUAUGCAGUCUGAUGCAUUUAUCAAGUGAGCUUCUUGUACAAAAAGAUGAAAUAAUAUCGUCUGAAGCAUCUCUGGAUUUUUAGAAAAUCAUACCUGAAUGUAGUGAUACCUGAAUAUAAUUUGUAGUGAUUAGUUUUAUAAUGUUGAAUAGAAAUCUGACAUUCGAAUAAAAUUAUUUUCGAAUUGCGAGUAUUCGUCAUCCUGUUUUUUCGUUUAUCUCCUUGGAGAUAAUAGCUUUCAUACAACCCAGGUAGCAAGAUGACGUCUCCAGACGUCUUAAUCACGUACAAUGACGUCAUUAAAACGUUAUUAAGAUGUCAUUUAACGUCACUCUGCUACCUGGGAAGAGUGAUCGUUUCAUUUCAAAAAUACGAAACGAUCAAUAAAGCUAUUUGAAAGCAGGGUAGUUCUGUUCGGUUUAUCAAGUUUAUAAUCUUCGGAUCAGAUAUUCGAAAAGAGAUUCGAGAGGCGCGUGUUUUCUAAUCAAAAUUUAUUUUCAAUUUAUUCGAACUUUAUAUCUCUCAC